AUGUCAGGCGGCGUAGGCCCCACCAGCGAUAUCGUUCUUCCAAAGGAAGAACAAGACCAGGAGCCUAAUCCAAUCAAUCCAAUCCCCUCCCAAGACCGCCAAAGCCUCCUCACGUUCCGCCAGCUCAACGCUCUCGCUGUUGUCACUGUCUUCUCCGCCACUGGAAUGGUCGGAAUCGAAGACUGCGCUUUCGCAAUCUUCUCCUUCUUCUACAUAUACUUCUUAUCAAAAGCCGCCUUCCCUGCCCUAACCCCACGAGCCGAACCGCCCGUCUUCGGCAAGAGCCGCCUCCUAGGCGUCUACGUCGCAAUCGGGGCCCUGAUCGGCCUCUUCCUCCCGAUCGGAUACAUCUUUGAAGGGAUCUAUGAAGGAGAUAAGGAAGGCAUCAAAGCAGCCGCUCCACAUGUCUUCCUCCUCUCUGCCCAGAUCUUCAUGGAAGGCAUGACAUUCUCCCACCGCUUCUCGUUGCCGAUCCGGGCAUUCGUGCCUGUCUUCUACAACACGAAGCGGCUUUUCACGAUUGCCGAAUGGUUGAAGACUGAGAUUGGGAAGGCAGAAGAGGAGCACGGAUCGACGAUGAGAUUGCACGUCGGGCAGGGACUGGCAGUGGCAAAUCUGGUGUUCUGGUCUUUCAAUCUGUUUGGGUUCUUGCUGCCUGUCUACUUCCCAAAAGCUUUUCAGAAGUAUUAUUCUCCUAAGGUAAAAGAUUGA
This is a messenger RNA of Magnolia sinica, 711 nucleotides long. RefSeq lists its product as uncharacterized. The transcript has a single exon. The record is from RefSeq and is a predicted model, not a curated record. Lineage: Eukaryota; Viridiplantae; Streptophyta; Magnoliopsida; Magnoliales; Magnoliaceae. The coding region runs from base 1 to 711 and encodes 236 amino acids.